AUGGAUAAUCCUGAACCGAGAGCCCCUAUGAGGAGAGCCGAGCCAGGUCAGGCUGGUGCCAGAAGUAGAGCACCAGGGGAUCCUAGAUUGGACCAGAUCCUGCAGGCUUUAGAGACUUUAAUAGGGCGAGGCUCGGAAUCAAGCCCGCCGCCGUCCUCGCACCUGCAUCGCACCUCGCACUCGCACCGCACUUGCACCUGUGCUGUAGAUGUUCCGUUAGCUGGCAAUGAAAAUGGGAAUCAGCCCAUGCACAAGUUGGUGGAGCAAUUUCUGAAACUCAAGCCGCCCAAGUUCACUGGCGCGGAUGAAGACAAGGUGACACUGGCUGUCUACCAAUUGCAAGGUAACGCCAGUACUUGGUGGGAAGCUACCCAGAGGAGGGUAUUUCCCGAAGGUACGGCCCGGGUGUGGGGUGCCUUCGUGGAAGCUUUUUAUAAUAAGUACUUUUCGGACUGCGCUCGAGAGCAGAAGAUGAAUGAGUUUCAGCGUCUCCGACAGAACCAGUUGACGGUAGACCAGUACGAAGCAAGGUUUGCUGAGUUGUCCCAAUAUGCCCCGAGGUUGAUUGAAGACCCAGUUGACAAGGCAAGGAGGUUUAGGGAUGGGCUGAAACCUGAGAUUAAGGAUCAACUGGUGCCCCUGAAUCUGAAGGACUAUAAUGAGCUGUAUGAAAGAGCGCAAUUAAUUGAGAGAAACUUGGCUGAGAGGACAGCCGCGUCUGGAUCGCGGUUUGUGCCAAACAAGGAUAAUCAUCGGUUUGGGAAGAGACCGAUGACGGGAAGUAAGUUCCACGUCCCUCCUAAUAAGAAAGGUGGCGUGAGGAAACCGGUGUACAACAAUAAUGGCCCCUGUCGAUUCUGUGGAAGACACCAUGGAUCAGCCCCUUGCCCUAUGAGGACGGGAGUUUGUUUUGGAUGUGGCCAGCACGGCCACCACGUGAAGAAGCUGUCCCACGCCGGGCGGCGGGAGCGCAAAGACCAAUGCGGCGGAGUAGGACAACCUGCAAGUAGUGCCCCCGAACCGGUGGAACCGACCCCAAGUGCAAGGAAGGGUCUAUCUUUGUCACAAGGAAGGAGGCGGAGGACUCUUUGCCGUCAUUACAGUACGGUUUCAUUACACGACCAUGCUGCCUAUGCUUUGUUUGAUCCUGGAGCUACGCAUUCAUUUGUGGCUAAGCAAUUUGUGGAAUUAGUGGGGUUAAGUCCGAAACCGCUGGGAGUGGUUUAUAAUAUUUCUACCCCUUUAAAGGAUAGUAUAGUGUCUGCAUGA
Messenger RNA from Syzygium oleosum, 1269 nucleotides. RefSeq lists its product as uncharacterized. The coding region runs from base 1 to 1269 and encodes 422 amino acids. The transcript has 2 exons. NCBI's taxonomy places the organism in Eukaryota, Viridiplantae, Streptophyta, Magnoliopsida, Myrtales, Myrtaceae. The record is from RefSeq and is a predicted model, not a curated record.